Molecule: messenger RNA, 510 nt
Organism: Mesocestoides corti
Lineage: Eukaryota; Metazoa; Platyhelminthes; Cestoda; Cyclophyllidea; Mesocestoididae
Source: the annotation of a GenBank genome assembly
AUGACAACAACGAAUUCGCCCACUGCAUGUGGCCAGAGCAUUGUGCUUCCAGUCGACGUCGUGUGUCGUCGUCGUAGUCGUCGAUGUUCUCUUCACAUCUCCCAGGCGAACCUCACUGCCAUCUCGUGUCGCCAAAGUAUGUGUGUGUGUGCACGUGUGUCAGCGACAGCUCGCCUCGUCAUAACAACUACCACUGCAUUUCGCACUGCUACGAUAUCUAGUAGUCCAUCAGCAUUGUGGGAAGCCUGGAAGGGAGGCAUUUCCCUCGGACAAGUAACCCGGCUGACUCUUGCUGGAGGGGUGCCGUCGUUCCUUCCUCCUAACCCCCAACCUCCACCGCCUACUGCUCGGGCAGCCAAAAGAUUUCGUUCAAACGAACUACACAUGAGUACACAUAUCAUCUUUGUUUUACUGCACUCAACCCUCGAAUCGGCCGCCAUGUUGAGUCUUCACGAAGUCAAGCCGACUUCGCUGAUUCGAAUUCUCCCCCAGAAGCGUGAGCGUGAAUGA